This is a messenger RNA of Aureobasidium namibiae CBS 147.97, 2346 nucleotides long. RefSeq names its product PFU-domain-containing protein. Gene Ontology annotation, biological process: proteasome-mediated ubiquitin-dependent protein catabolic process; ubiquitin recycling. Lineage: Eukaryota; Fungi; Ascomycota; Dothideomycetes; Dothideales; Saccotheciaceae. Gene Ontology annotation, cellular component: cytoplasm; nucleus. Gene Ontology annotation, molecular function: ubiquitin binding. The transcript is spliced from 5 exons. Bases 1 to 2346 code for a protein of 781 amino acids. The record is from RefSeq and is a predicted model, not a curated record.
AUGGCCGACUUGUUCAAGCUGUCGGCGUCUCUAAGAGGGCACGAAGACGACGUCCGCGCCGUCGUAUUUCCUUCGGCUCGUUGUAUCUUCUCGGCCUCGCGUGAUGGCACCGUCCGACAGUGGCUCCUCACUUCGCCCAAUCCGCCCACCUACGAUGACACCAUUGCCGUCCAGGCUACCUCGUUCAUCAACUCGCUGACAUACGUCGCUCCCUCAUCUUUGCACUCCGAAGGCCUACUGGCUUCUGCCGGAAAGGAUACUAUCAUCGACGUCCGUCUUCCCUUCCAGAGUCCAGAGACCGAUGCCGAACGUUUGCUUAUUGGCCACGCCAACAACGUCUGCUCUCUCGACGCCUCGUCCGAUGGCGACACUCUUGUCAGCGGUGGAUGGGAUACCCAGGCAAGAGUCUGGAGCAUCUCCAAGGGCGAGUGCACUGCUGAGCUGAAGGGCCACGAGGCUGCUGUCUGGGCCGUCAUGAUCUACGACGACAAUACUAUCAUUACCGGCUGCGCCGACAAGACUAUCCGUAUCUUUUCGAAUCGAGGAAAGCUUCUCCAGACAAUCCCUGGUCUGCCUGAUGUCGUACGCGCGCUCUGCAAGUUACCCUCUGGCCAUCCUUCCGGCGCUGCCUUCGCCUCUGCAGGAAACGAUCAAGUCAUCAGACUCUGGACUCUCGAUGGUGUUGAAGUCGCCCAACUGCAUGGUCACACAUCGUUCAUUUACGCCCUUGCCGCCCUACCCAACGGCGAUUUGGUCAGUUCCGGCGAAGACCGAACUGUGAGAGUAUGGAAGGGCACCGAAUGCAUUCAGACCAUUACACAUCCUGCAAUUUCGGUCUGGGCUGUCUCUGUGUGUCCUGAGACUAACGAUAUCGUUACUGGCGCCAGCGACAAAAUCAUCCGAGUCUUCAGCAGAGAUCCGAGCCGCCAGGCGAGCGCUGAGGCUGUGCGUACGUUUGACGAGAGUGUCAGCUCGUCCUCAAUACCUCAGCAAACGGCUGGUGGAGGCCAGGAGAUCAACAAGGAACAGCUUCCCGGUCCAGAAUUCCUGCAUCAAAAGUCGGGCACCAAAGAAGGUCAAGUUCAGAUGAUUCGAGAAGGAGAUGGUAGCGUGACCGCUCAUACCUGGUCAUCGGCCGCUCAAGAAUGGAUCAACGUUGGUACCGUAGUCGACGCAGCUGCGAGUAGCGGUCGCAAAGUGACGCACGAGGGAAAAGACUACGAUUUCGUCUUUGAUGUUGACAUCACAGACGGCGCUCCUCCUCUGAAGCUCCCGUACAACAUCGGUCAAAACCCAUACGAUGUGGCAAGCAAGUUCAUUGCUAACAAUGAGCUACCCAUGACCUACCUGGAUCAGGUCGCCAACUUCAUCACUACCAACACUCAGGGAGCAACACUAGGAUCUUCUGCGCAACAACAGACUCAGACACCUGGAGCCGAUCCUUGGGGCAGCGAAAACCGCUAUCGUCCAGGCGAGGCCGGUGCUCCUGAGCCAUCAGGUGAUACGCGCCCACGAUCCUUGCCCCAGACCCAAUACCUCUCAAUCGCCACAGCCAACUUGUCCGCAAUUCGCAAGAAGAUCGGCGAACUCAACGACACAAUGUCGCCCGACGUCCAACUAUCAACCGAUGAUCUCAAAGCCUUGGACAGUCUAGUCAAACAACUCCAGACCAGCCCCAAGGAUCCCAAGCCUCAAGCAGACCAACUCAGUGCAGUCCUCAAAGUCGCUACUCAGUGGCCAUCAGCAAAUCGCUUGCCCGGCAUCGACCUUCUCAGAUUAUCUGCUGUCGCACCGACUUUUGCUAUGCACACCAGUGGCGGAGAGGGCACUAUCGUAGAGAUCCUCGCCAAGAGUGGUGUCUUUGAAGCAAACACCGACAAGCCUAACAACACGAUGCUCGCUGUUCGUGUCCUUGCCAACCUCUUCAUGACAGAAGAAGGCAGACUGAUCGCUGAUGGCUGCUUUGAGGACAUCAUCUCGUCGACUCAGCCAUUUUCCAGUACUUCUAACAAAAACCUGGCUACGGCGAUCGCGACCUUGUACAUCAACUACGCAGUGUUGCUGACAUCUAGUGCCCCUUCAUCAGAGUCGAAGACUAGGGAGCAGCGUGCUGCAGCCGUUGUCAAUGCUGCCUUGAAUAUCAUCAAGCCAGAUGGCGACAGCGAGGCCGUUUACAGAGCGCUUGUUGCAGUCGGUACACUGAUGUCAUUGGGUGACGAGUUCAGGAAGGAAGUUGCUCAAGCAAAGGAUAUUGGCAAUCUUCUUCAGAGUAUCGAGAAGAGUGCUUUGGGCAAGGAAAACAGAAUCAAGGCUGUCACCAACGAGAUGAGAGAUCAGUUGAGGUGA